Pyrenophora tritici-repentis Pt-1C-BFP is the source of this 3705-nucleotide messenger RNA. NCBI's taxonomy places the organism in Eukaryota, Fungi, Ascomycota, Dothideomycetes, Pleosporales, Pleosporaceae. The record is from RefSeq and is a predicted model, not a curated record.
AUGAUCGGACACCUCUUCAGCAGCCGCAAAGGCGCAAACGCGUCGCACUCCAACACGGCCACGGUGCUCGAUUCCGCCACCGAGGACUCGCACACGCGCCACCUGCUCUAUCCAGAGACCAACACGCUCUUCCACCCUGAAGGCCAGCCGUAUCCCCUCCAUGGCGCCCCUCUGACGCCGGGUAGUGGUCAUGAUGGGCCACUGCCUGAAAUCGACCUCGAGUUCCCCCGCGACUGCCGCAUCAUCAUCGCCCAGGAUGAGACUCCGGCCAUGCCCAAGGCGAUCCUGUUCGACUCGAAGCCGGCCCCACCUCGCGCCGAACCACCUACCAGUCCGAACACACGCGCGCGACCUUUUGGCGGGGGUAAUGCCAGUGGUGUCAGUGCCAGUACUGCAGGGUCCAUGGGCGCGAGCCUUCAUGCCCGUAGAUCUUCGCUGGCCACGGAGCCCACUGCUCCACCGCGCUCACCUACUGUAGGCGCUUUCACGCGCAUACGCACCCGCGGCAGCUCCAUCUCGUCCAUGCCGAACAUUGACGAGCAUGCACAAGUCCAGGCCAAAGCCCAGGCAAAGGCCAAGGAGUCGUCUGAUCUCGCCAACAUCUGUCUCGACUGCAUGUUCGGUAAUUUGGCCAUGAACUAUCGGGGUAACUCAAAUAAGAUCCACAUUGUGCCGCUCGACACCAAGCCAGAGCCUUCAAUGCUCAGCACAAGUGUACAGGAUGCCACAAACUCCCUGGGUCGUGCCGAGGGUCUUCGCCGGAGAAGCCAUCUCGCCAAGUCAUUCACACCCUCGAACUUGCCAACCGAACUCCCCCACAGCAAUUCCAGCGAGAGCAUACCCAAGGAGCCGAAGCGGCGGACCAUCUUCAUCACCCGCAUGUUUUCUGUAACUGUACCAGAAGAGGAACACGACGACCGAACACCUACCCCGCAGAGUUCGCUCCCCAAGGGCAAUGGCUUUCCCUUUCCAACAACAAACACCAAGAUGGGAGCCACCAAGCCGCCCUACCCUUCGAGCGUACGAAAGAGCCCCAUGUACGCCAUUACCAUUAUUCUUCACUUGCCGAUAUCACACACAUCGCCAACUCUAAGACCGUCAUCCCGGGGCACAAAUCUGAGAACCCCGGCACAUCUCUCCACAUCUGCGCCUGGACAGGACUCGCUUCCUUCCUCUCUGGAUUCUGAUCGACGUGCGGGAUGGGCUUUUAUCGAUUCAAAUUUAGGUGUCGACUCACUUCUUUCGGCUUCUCUGAGCAGCGAUGUGGACGAUCGGGUAGAUGUGGUUGGACAGCACUGGGACGUCAUUAUGCGAGCUCUCACAAGUCUCCAACAAGUCGUUCAGGAGCGUAUUCUGGCCCAGUUCAAGUCGCCAAGAUCGCCCGAAGGCAUGUCUACACCCAUAGCGCAUCACCAGCGGAACCAGUCCUCACGAACCAACCUCCGAGAUGCCCCCCUCAAAUACCCACGCAAAGCUUUAAGGCUACAGCCCAACGCACUCAUGAUGGACAAGGAGAUUCAAACCGCGGUGGAGUUGACUGGGACACGUGUUGUGAGUGGCAUGAGGAUUCCUCGUGUGAUGACGGGUCAGGGCAAAUGGGGCGUGUGGCGCGAGGAGGCUCGAUGGCUUGGACGGUGGGCAGGUCGACGGGAGCAGAACUUCUUCUUCUUCAACCUGUUGACGGCCUUUCUUGGAAACCACACUGAGUGGUUGAACCUACUCGGUCCCAGGUGGCAUCGCAAGCGCCAUCGGGAGCAACAGAAGGCGACGGCUGGGGAGAACCUGACUAUUCCCAACCGCACUGUCAUUGUGUCUCCGGACAAGAUGGCUGCACGAAGGCUCAUCUUCCUGCUUGCUGCCUUUAUGCCACCUAAUGCGCCUGUCCCGAACGACACCAGCUAUGCGCGUCCGGGCACAUCGACUUCUCUUCGUGCCUAUUCUCAGUCACCUCCCACCAAUAUGCCGCCAUCAAGGCAGCAAUCGCUCCGUCGUCAGAUUAACCGGAAGGGACCCAGAGGGAAAUCAAGCAUGUCCAACAUCUUGCUACAGCCCCCAAAGACACAGAGCAUGCACCACCCACCUGCGCAGAUCGCACAUGAGCGCUCCGAGUCCGCUCUAAUUGAAACUCCAGAACCUCCACGACCUUUUGGACACUCUCGGCGAUCUUCGGCACAUUCAAUCCGCACCAGCUUGUUGAUUCCGGCCAUGUCUGAAGUGCCAGUUACAGCUGGCAGCACCGUUACAACCUCCACAGUCACACCCCAGGAAACAGUACCUGUUGCUCACUUUACCUUUCCCCGGACAAAGUCUUUUGGCCCUGCAACUGACACGCGGCCUGAGAGCAGUGACAGUCUGGCAUCUUCCAACUUGAUCAGUACCUUGCAAAGAAGUGGCACAGGACAGACUAGUGUCGCGAGUAAUGACUCCAGUAACACAAGCCGAUGGAGCGGUUUCAUGAACUUUUGGAGUGGUGGCCGACGUUCGUCCUCUACCGAUCAGAGUGAAUAUUUUCAGACUACAGAUGACGGGGUGGGGUAUCGUGGGCAAGAGCGGCCGCGGUCGACACUUGAGUUGAUGGUACAAGAACUUUCUAUGGAUAGGGUUUUUGAAAGCGAUGUCAUCGACUCUCCGCUUCCGCCGGACACAUCGGCCGACAACGCCUCGCCUGAUAGCUACGCUAAUGGUGGAUGUCCUGGUGUACCGGCUUCAGCUGCAAGACCGAUUCCCGAGCGUCAAAAGACGUUUGGGGCGCCCUUGAAACUGUCAGUUAAUGAAAAGGACGGUGUUAUCGAUGUCGAUAUCCCACUGCCUGACUUUGACUCGCCUCUUCAGUCGCCAUUACUAGGCGGCUUUGGGUCAGCUUCCAGUCAGCCAGGCUCCAGUUAUGGCGAGUCUUCCGUUCUGUCGAUGCCACACUGUGAGCCAGACCAGCCUGUCAACGUGGCUGGAUGGUUAAGUGCGUUCCACCCUGAUUUCGCCGUACAAGCCAUCAAACCCUACCGCGAACUGGAACGCGACAUCAAGCGUGCCAUGAGCGCCGAACCUACCCCUCUAAGUGCAGCAACGACACCAAACAUGGACUCUGGUCCCUGCGAACGCUGGAUCGACGUCUGCUCGGCCCUCAUCGCCGACACCAGCAACUUCUCCAUCAAACGCAUCAGCCUACGUCGCCUCGUCAAACUCAUCCCAACACCCACAUACCAACACUCGGCCAUGACACCCGGUCUUCCCGGCAUGCCCCCAGGUCGCUCUCAAUACGGUAACCCUUACACCUCCAGCGCCGUCGUCCCCAUGAUGAGCGAAGUGCAUCUUGCGGAAAAGUUCAUCACAGAGCAAAUCAUGGACUUUGAUGCUACACUCAUCGACGGCGUAGAUCGCGUCCUCGCGCAAUCUGGUGAAGUCACUCGUGUCAACUCUGCACAUUCCUCGCGGUCUAGUAGCCGUCGCGGUCGUCGUGAUACGAGAGCUGAUUCAGAUGCCGUGCCUCAUGUUGAGGUGCCGCAUGUGGAUUGCAAGAGUGUGCUUUUUGAGGCGUUGGAGGUGGUGGUUAGGGACGUUACGGCUGAGAGGGGGGGUCGCCAUGGUGGUGCUGGGGGUAAAGAAGGCGGUGAGGAGAAGAAGAAGCCCGGUGUGGGUGAAGCAAAGACUGAAAAUGAUUCUUCGUUGAAGGAGGGGAUUAGGCGGUGGUUGAGUGAGGUUGAGUGA